This is a messenger RNA of Spathaspora passalidarum NRRL Y-27907, 3771 nucleotides long. Its product is annotated as short-chain dehydrogenase/reductase. Gene Ontology annotation, molecular function: oxidoreductase activity, acting on the CH-OH group of donors, NAD or NADP as acceptor. The record is from RefSeq and is a predicted model, not a curated record. Bases 1319 to 2338 code for a protein of 339 amino acids. The transcript is spliced from 3 exons. Lineage: Eukaryota; Fungi; Ascomycota; Pichiomycetes; Serinales; Debaryomycetaceae.
AAAGGAUAAUGAUGACUUUUGUAGUUCGUGUGGAAACCCGGGUAUAUUCAUAUGUUGUGAAAACUGUCCCAAAUCAUUCCAUUUCACAUGUUGCGAUCCCCCAAUUGAACAACCACCUGAAGACGACUGGUUCUGUCGAGAAUGUAUAGCUAAACUCCACCCCGAGAAAAUUAAAACGUACAACGACAUAGGAGUAUUUGGACAAUUACUUAACCAACUAGAAGUGAAAAACCCCAAAGUUUUUCAAUUACCCAAACAUUUACGUGAAGAUACCUUUAUUGGAGUCACCACCGGAGACAAUGGUGAUUAUAGUGACGACACAACUAAACCAGACGUGCCUUCUUCCAAAAACUCACAAGAUGUGGACAUAGAGUCUUCACUCUAUGACAAGGCAGGCAACCCUUACUUGUGUCAUAAAUGUGGAGAAUCCGGCAUGAACAACAGAACAUUGAUGCAUUGUGACUAUUGUCCGUUGAUUUACCAUAUUGAUUGUUUAAAUGACCCGAUAUGUGGACCUAAAACAAUUGGAAACAAAUGGAGAUGUCCUAACCAUAUAGAAGAUUUGUUACCUCCUGGAUACGCAAAGCUUCGACAGUUUAAGGACUGUCAAGUGGUGGAUAGUUCCUUGCAUAAAAGUUUUCUUAAAAUGGCCGCGAUGUCGAACAUACUUAUAAAGUUGGAAGACCAACCGUAUUUGAAACAGGAAGUUGCACCACCCAAUUUAGAGGAGUAUUUACAAUUUCAACAAGAGGAUUUUAAUAACAAGAUAUUGAAAAAUUGGGGUGAUGAUAUGGAUGCUAUCCAUCCUCAGUAUCAAGUUCCAUCAUACUUUCAAAAAACCAUAGCAACACCCGAAGGUGUCACAGCCAAGACUUCUUCAAAACUAGCAAAAAUGUUUACAUUAACUAAGCCAGGAACAAGUUCAUCAUUUAUUUAUAGAGUUCCUGAAAAACUGAUUGUCCUUGAUUUUAUAUCCAAGACUAAGAAACAAGAUAUAAUAGAGAAUGUUUCACAAUACACAGCCCAAUCCCGAUUAGAAACAAAUCCUGAGGAGUUGGAAUUAGUCGAGAAUUUAAAUCAGUUAAAAUCCAUAAACUUUACUGAAUUGUUAAAAGCCGUGGAUAUAGCGAGUGAAGAUGUCGAUACAGAACUAUCACUCAAAGAGAUCAAAGAGUUACGUUCAAUUAAGAAGUUGAUGGAAGCUAAAGGAGAAGAAGCAUUAAUGAAGUUUUUACAAUCGUAAAAAAAUAUGUAUUCUGCAUCUAGUAAUAUAUGUACAAGUAUUAAAUGAAAAGCAUCUUACUUACUUCUUCCCUUUAUGAGCAUCACCACUUUGUAUUGGUUAAACCAUAAAUUCAAAAUACUUUCAGAUCUAAUCAUUGGCAACACAUUUGAACCUAAAUUUGAUAUUGUUUGUGUCACUGGCGGCUCUACAGGAUUAGGUAAGGAAAUUGUCAAACAAAUCGCAGAUAGAGGGGCCAGGGUGGUUGUGCUAGACUUGAUUGUUCCUGAUGACCAGGAUAAGAUUCCCAAUGCCACUUACUAUAAGUGUGAUGUCAGUGAUAGACAGCAGAUUUUGGAUUCACAGAAACAAAUUUCUCAGCAGAUUGGUACAGUCACAGUACUUAUUAACAAUGCUGGUAUUACAACCGGCAGAACAGUUCUUGACUUAUCCUUUCAAGAAAUUGAGAAAACUAUCCAGAUUAACUUGUUAUCUAGUUUCUAUACCAUUAAGGCAUUCUUACCAGAUAUGUUGAAUUUAAAACGGGGAUAUAUAGUUACAAUUGCUUCUGUGUUGGGAUAUAUGUCACCAGCAAGAUUAAGUGCUUACGGUGCUUCGAAAUCAGGGUUGAUUGCCUUACACGAAUCAUUAACCUAUGAACUAGGUCCGCCAUCUGUCAACCCCCACGGAGUUAAAACUUUGUUAAUUUGUCCUGGACAACUUAGAACAAACAUGUUUCAAGGUGUGGCCACUCCUUCUAAAGUAUUGGCUCCCGAAUUAGAACCGGAAUUUGUGGCUUCUUGCGUUGUUUCCGCCAUAGAGCAAGGCAGAAGAGGUGAAAUUAAAUUACCACUUUAUGGAAAAUUUAUCCCAUUGUUUAGAGCAAUGCCAUGGCCAAUUGUGGAAUUGACUAGGAAAAUUUCAGGUAUUGACAAGAGUAUGAAUCAUUUCAAAGACAAGUUAUCACGAGUAGCCAGCAGUGUUGCUUCAAUUGCAUCAAGAUCAAAAAACCCUUCCCUUUUAGGAACACCAGCUGCCGUGGGCCCUUCCAAAAAUCUAUUAGCCAGAGCAAGUUCAUCAGCAGUUGCACAAAAGCAUUCAGCGCAUACAUUAUAGGUAAGUCCUCGGAUGAUCGGAAAAGCGCCCCUGGAUUGUUUCUUUUGUUCGGUAAGAAAAUGUGCAUGAAAAAACAACACGCGGAAUUUCGGAUGCAGAUCAAAUCACACCUUUGUGACAAGGGAGACGUCUUCCGAAUCUGGUUUUUUUUCUUUUUGAGUUCACCAUUCAAAAGUCUUCAGAUUUUCUAUUUUUGUUUGCUUUUUAUAGAAAACUUACUUCUAGAUGAAGUAUUGCUAGAGUUUGUCUUUUAGUAUAUAUAUAUUAUAACCGAUGUGGGAAAAUGAUUCCAUGCUUGGAAACUCCAAAGUGGAUACUAUUACAGUAACGACAAACUUGUCUAAUGUAACACAUGACGUCGUUGAACACGACCAUAUAAAUUUCCAUACUUAUACCGUAACUGCCAACCCCGAAGUUCCUUACCGAGGAAAGUUUAUCAUAUUGCAUGGUUGGGCGGAGCAUUCCCCCAUGUAUAUUAAUCAACUUGAAUUUUUAGCAAUGUUGGGAUAUGAUUAUCUUAUAUAUGACCAAAGAGGUAGUGGACAAACAUCCAAGGGGAAGUAUCGAGGAAGGUCAGGUCGAUACAGCACCGUAGCAUUAACAGAUCUUGAUUUCAUGAUUGAACAUUUCACUCAAGGGGAGGGAGAGAUUAACCUUAUAGGCCAUUCCAUGGGUGGGUCCAUAGCUUUAAGUUACAUGCAAAGCGGAAAAUACCGCUCAAAAAUCAACUCAGUCAUAGUAACCAGUCCAUUAAUUAGACUAAGCCCUUCCAAGCAACCAACCUGGCUACGUGUAAGCCUCGCGUCACUUAUAACAUUAUUGUUCCCUUAUUUUCACCAUUAUGAAGAACAGGAUCCAGCAGUAGUAGAAAAUGUUACCCAUAACACCAAAUGGCAAGCGUACCUUCUUGAGAAUGAGAGUUGCCAACCAGUAGGAACUAUCAAACAAAUGUUACAGUUAAUUUCGAGAGGUGAGGAUCUUUUGCAAACUGCAAGUGAAGUAGAAUCAAACGCAAAACUAUUGAUAUUUCAAAGCGAACAAGAUAUUAUUGUUGAUGCAAACGCACUGCGUGAUUAUUUUGAUCGAGUUCCUUUAGAUGUCAAGAAAUUUGAAUCAAUGCCUAAUAGUGGCCAUGCCAUAUUUUUAGAGAAUGAUUCUGUAUUAGACAGCGUCAAGAGAAUAAUUCUGGAGUUUCUUGGAUAAGAUAAUAUUCAAAUAGAACAAGUAUCUUGCAUCUUUGCCUGUCGCUGCUGAAUAUCCCGUUAGAGCGUACUAUAUGGUUUAUAUUAAAUUGCAUAUUCAUUAAAGUUUUCCCUGAUCUAUUUCUAAUCUCUUAAUUGGGUCACCAGUAGUAUUUCCAACCCAAGGCGUCUAAAAUUGCCGGUGAGCACCUUGUAACUGCAGUGUGUUCUUAGCAAACGCUUUAGGAAGCC